Messenger RNA from Hydra vulgaris (swiftwater hydra), 2371 nucleotides. Its product is annotated as SET and MYND domain-containing protein 4. Gene Ontology annotation, cellular component: nucleus; cytoplasm. Lineage: Eukaryota; Metazoa; Cnidaria; Hydrozoa; Anthoathecata; Hydridae. Gene Ontology annotation, molecular function: histone deacetylase binding. The record is from RefSeq and is a predicted model, not a curated record.
UUCCCGGUCUAUAACAUAAAAUUAAAAAUUGCUAAACUUAAAAUUGUUAAAAGUAAAAAUUGGUAAAAUUUCCUCUAUCCAAAUCUUUUAAUGAUCGCUAGACUCAUCAAAUAAGCCGAUGCGAACGUAGGCAAAUAAAAGAAGUAACAGUUUAAACUUGUUUAAUGGGUUAUUUUCACCUCAUAGUACACAAUACUUACAAGCUAUAAAUAUUGUAAACUUUUUAUACUUUUAAUAAAUGGCAGUCUCAUUUAUAUCUUGGUAUAACAAUAUCAAAGAUGUUAUACAAAACGGAGGCAUGAAAGAUUUAGAAAAUCAUUUUAAUGGACAAAAGAACGAUUUUAGUCGUGUAUCUUUGUUAUUAAAACAGCCAGAAAUAUUUGAUACUGUAGUUUUAAAGUCAUUUAAACCGAAGUGUAAAAAGUUAAGUGAAAAUGCUAGAAACUUAGGAAAUAAACAAUUUGCAAAUCUAAAAUUAGUCGAUUCAAUGAAAUGUUAUUCAGAAAGUAUAUCAUUAGCAGAAAGUUGUUCUCAAGAGCUUGCUUUAGCUUACGGUAAUCGGUCAGCUGUUUUAUUCGAAAAAAAAGAGUAUGCUUUAUGUCAAGCAGACAUUAAUGCAGCUUUGCUUAAUAAAUAUCCAUCUGAUCGAGUGUACAAACUUUAUGAAAGAUUAGGAAAAUGUUACUUAGAACUCUCACUUUAUGAACAAGCCUCUGAAGCUCUCUCUGAGUGUCUUCAAUGUAUUAAAGUUAGUGACUUAACUGAAGAUCAAAAAAAUACAAAACUUCAAUCAAUUUCUAACAUGGUUAAAGGAUGUCAAGAAAACUUCUCAUACAGUUGUUUAAAUGUUCAAAACUUUUGUUAUGUUGUUAGACCUCCUGUAAUAUUAAAAAAAAAUACUAUUUAUCCAAGUACUUCUGAAGCACUUAAAAUUGUCAGCACAAAUAGCAAAGGUCGACAUGCAAUAGCAAGUAGAGAUAUAAAAGCUGGCGAAGUAAUUAUCAUAGAAAAGCCAUUUGCAUCUUUAUGUUUACCUGAAUGCUACAAUACUCAUUGUUAUCAUUGUUUAACGAGAUUUAAAAUAAACUAUCCAUGUAGAUUGUGUUCAACUGUAAAUUACUGUUCCAUUUCAUGCGAAAAGGAGUCUUGGGAAAAGUUUCAUUGUUUUGAGUGUGAAUACCUUGGUGUUCUCAUUAAUGAUGACGUUGGGUUGGCACAUUUAGCAUUUAAAAUAAUUACUAAUGUUGGAAUAAGCAUGUUACUAUCAUUUAAAGAAAAUAAUUCUUUUGAUGACCUUAAGCCAUAUAGCUCAACAGAUUAUAAUUCUAUUUUUAGUUUAAUAGGUAAUAGUGAACUGCGUAAACCUGCUGAUUUGUUUAGGCGAGCAUUACUUUCAAUAUAUAUUGGAAAAAUAUUAUGUUUAACAAACUUUUGUUCAACAGAAAACUUAAAAAUUGUCUGUGCUCAUUUAUUAAAACAUAUUCAAAUGCUUCCUUGUAAUGCUCAUGAGGUUUCUGAACUUCAGUUAAAAGCAUCUAACUAUAAAGAUUCUGAGUUAAAAGAGAUUGGAUCUGCUGUAUAUGCCACUUUAAGUUUAUUGAAUCAUUCAUGUGACCCAUCAGUUGUUCGUCACUGUUAUGGCGAUACUUGUGUUUUAAGAGCUAUAAAACAUAUUAAAGAAGGUAGUGAAAUUGUAGAUAACUAUGGGUUUCUUUAUGCAGUUGAGUCAAAAGUUAUUCGCCAAUCUCAUUUAAUGGAACAGUACUAUUUUGCAUGUCAAUGUGAAGCUUGUUCUAAUGACUGGCCAUUAUACCAAGAUCUUGUUGCUGCAAUGCCAUCAUUUUUAUGUUCAAAAUGUUCAAAAUGUUACAGCUUUGACAGCAGUUGUUGUGUUACUGAUAAGGAGGUUUUGAAUUUUCAAGCAUUACAUUCUAAAUAUAGUUCUGCGAUGCUUGAUGUGUUAGAAAAUGGGAAUGUUACUUCUAAUCUUUCAGUACUUUUAGAGUAUCUUGAUUUACUAUCACGCAAAGCAAUAUUACCUAUUAUUCAUUUUAAUAACUGUCAAGAGAUAGUGAAGCUCUGUUUUUCUUUGCAAGGCAACUGUGUUAAGCUGUAAACACAAUAAAAUAUUUUUUAAGCUGUAAACACAAUAAAAUAUUUUUUAAGCUGGAAACACAAAAUAUUUUUUAAAGAUUAAUACUCAUGAUUUUGAGAUCAUAUUUUAAUUUAUAAUUUUAAAAUGUAGUUAUUUUUUUGUCUGUCGUCUUAAACAAUUCAGUUAACAACGGAGUUCAUUGCAUUGUUUAUAGUUUUCUCAAUGGAUAUAAUGAAUUAUUUUAUACAAAAUUUUUAAAAAUGUAGAUUAGGUUUU